This is a messenger RNA of Cydia pomonella (codling moth), 1574 nucleotides long. RefSeq lists its product as uncharacterized. The transcript has 3 exons. The record is from RefSeq and is a predicted model, not a curated record. Bases 150 to 764 code for a protein of 204 amino acids. Lineage: Eukaryota; Metazoa; Arthropoda; Insecta; Lepidoptera; Tortricidae.
UAUUGACAUAAAUGGAAAACUAGUCACCGGAACAAUAAGAGAAUACUAGCCGUGUAUAAAAACAUCGGCUACCAUAGUUGUAAACAUAGCUCGAUAUAAAGGCGCGUGUUCGUACACUUUAGUGCUGAUUCGACCGUAGAAUAGCUACUAUGGGUGCUUGUGCGAAGUUCAUUGUGAUCCUACUUAUUAUGCACAUCUGUUGUAUGCUGAUCUGCAGCGCCAAGUCCUGUCAAAGUAACCGCAUGAAAGGGUGCGCAACCAACGCUGAACGUUGUAAAAGAUGUCACAAGUCUAACGUUAAUACUGAAGCAGAAAAGAACCAAACACAUGCGAAACGGGACACUUCUAGAAUAGAUCGACCACAAACAAAGUCUGACGACAUGGUCAAAGGGACUUACAGAAUCAUUGAUAACGAAAUCUCAAAAACAGAUGAUACCAACAAACGAGAUAGCUCAGAAACUGAGACACAGACAUCAGUUACUCUUAUAUUCUUAAAUGCAUCUUACAAAACAGAAGUUACUACUUUAGAAACGCAGAAUUCAGAAGAAAACUCAUCUACAGAAGAAAAAAAGACAGUACAGCCUACAUCAUUGGUACAAGAACAAACGACAAACAAUUUAGUAUCUAAGAAACCAUAUAGUAAACCUACACGAAAAGAACCAUGUCAGAGAGGUAUACUUGACUUGCUCCUCCCAGCAGAAAGAGUGCAGAUAUUUAAGUCAUAUUUCAAUUCUUUCAAAAGGUUUUUAUCAGCAACAUUUUAAUAUUACAAAAGGAGAUGGUAAUACAACAGUCAGUAUCAAAAGUAACGUGUCAUUUACUAAUACCAUAACGAAAAAACUUGGUUUACUUCUUUAAAAGAGAAACGCAACCCAGACGCCACGAGGAGGCCUCCAGCCCCCGCCCACCUGGGGGAGCAUACACCUGCUGCGUGUGUGGACGUUGGAUCCUUUCUCGUAUAGGGCUAUACAGCCACUAAUGCAAGUGUCCUUACCAGGAUGCUGCGUAAAGCAUCUCUCACAGAAAGGCAUCUUAUAUAUAUAACCAAAAAAUAUAUCUUUGUAUAUGUAGAACAAUAAAUUUGUUGCAGGUAGUUUUGAACGCAAACUGUAGAGAUAUAUCACGAAAGUAAACGUAUUUGAGGAUGACGGAUACUUUUGACGCGUUGUUUCAUCCCGUACUUUUGAUGCUAACUGUACACUGUACCUACUAUUAAGAUGUACCUAUUUUUGGUGUGGAGUACAAUGUUCGAACUUUGUGCUUUAAACUAAUAAGCAAUGAUUGAAAAAGUUUAAAAGUGUCAGAGAGAAAUUAUAAAAUAAAUAAAUAGAAAGAGAUAAAUAGCUAGAUAGAGAUAGAUAGAUACAUACAUAUGUAUAUACAGGACACUGAUUACACAUAUUGACAAAAACCAUGAGAUUGAUAUUGAGUGUGGGACUUAGUCAAAUUGUGUAAUACUUAAUGUCCUAUAAUAUGUAUUUAUUGAAAGUUUUUCAUUCUAUAAUAUGUAUUUAUUUUAACGAGUCUAUUAUAUUAUAUUUGUUACGUUAUCAAUUAAAUUUAUAUUAAAAAUU